Sorex fumeus (smoky shrew) is the source of this 1785-nucleotide messenger RNA. RefSeq names its product death associated protein (gene DAP). The transcript is spliced from 4 exons. Gene Ontology annotation, biological process: cellular response to amino acid starvation; negative regulation of autophagy; apoptotic signaling pathway. Bases 100 to 408 code for a protein of 102 amino acids. Gene Ontology annotation, molecular function: death domain binding. The record is from RefSeq and is a predicted model, not a curated record. NCBI's taxonomy places the organism in Eukaryota, Metazoa, Chordata, Mammalia, Eulipotyphla, Soricidae.
CCCUCCAGGUGGCCGGUCCAGCCCGCGCCCGCCCGCGCCCGCGUCCACCGCGCCUCGCCGCCGCCGCUGCAGUCCCGCGGACACUCAGCCGCUCGCACCAUGUCUUCGCCUCCCGAGGGCAAGCAGGAGACCAAGGCCGGACACCCGCCCGCCGUGAAGGCCGGCGGGAUGCGGAUCGUGCAGAAGCACCCUCACUCCGGGGACGGCAGAGAGGACAAGGACAAGGACGAGCAGGAGUGGGAGAGUCCCAGCCCCCCUAAGCCCACCGUGUUCAUCUCUGGAGUCAUGGCCCGGGGCGACAGAGACUUCCCCCCGGAAGCUGCCCAGGUGGCCCACCAGAAGCCCCGCGCCUCCAUGGACAAGCACCCGUGCCCAAGAACCCAGCACAUCCAGCAGCCCCGCAAGUGACCGCCCCCCGGCCCCCGUGCCCCGCCACAAGGAGCGUCUCCCCCUGCCCGCCCCCGGAGGCCCCCCUCCGCCUGAAGCCCUGGCCUCAGCCCAGGACACCUGGUCGCCUUUGGAAAAGCAUCGUGUUCCCCCCAACAAGGGCCGCUGGGCAGGGGCUGAGACCCACGUCCAGGGCAGCUGACCCAGAGUCGCCGUGGAUCUGUGUGGCUCAUCACUGCGUGUCAGGCCCAGGGCAGAGAGAGCAGGGCCCGAGUGCCCGGGUGCCUGUGCCCACGGGGAUGCUUUGGUCUCAACCCCAGCAUUGCUGGGUAUGACACAACCACCCCCCAAGAAAAACAGGGGCCGAGAGAUGAUAGUACAGGGGUAGAGGCACUUGCCUGGCACCCGGCCGACCCCGGUGGAAUCCCAGCUCCACAUGUUUCCCUGCGCACCACCAGGGGUCGCUCUUGAGCACAGCUAGGAAUAGCCCCUGGGCACCACCUGGGUGAAGCCCCCUCCCUCUACCCACACACACAUACACACCAGAAAGCACAGAUUUUGGAAGAUUGGAUUAAGAUGGGGGACCAGCUCAGGCUUUGAGGGGUGGGCAGGGAGUGCUUGGCAUUGGACGAGAGAGCGUUCCCGCCCAGGGUGGCACGCAGCCCGCCCACUCUCCCACCCUCCCCUCCUCCCGCACGCUCUGUCCCAGGAGUCUCUGGCUGGACACGAGUGUAGGCAGUUGGCCCAGAGGGGUCCCAGCAUGGCCCCAGACCAGUCUCACCGGAAACCCAACCCUUCGGUCCCCCGCGCUGUCCAGCGGUCACCUGCAGAGCUGCCGUGAGCUGGGCCGGGGCAGCAGACUUCCCACUGCUUCUGGAACUGUGUUCUCCCCGGGACAGCUCCAAGCCGUGGGUCGGCCAGUGGCCCCCAGCCCCUCCGCCGGCCAUGUCCAGAGCUCUGCCCUUCCUGCGCUGGUGUCCAGCACAGAGCCGCCCGAGGCCGUGGCUGCCCAGGGCCGGGACCAGCCCCGGGAGGGGUCUCUGGGUACCUGGAUCACUGAAUGGGCACUGUUGGACGGGGCGAGGGCAGCCAGCAGGAGACGCACCUGGACCAUCGCGGGCCCUAGGAGGCGGGUCCUGUGCUGUGGAGUCUGGGGUCCCCGAUCGAUCGCCAAAACCUGGGGUCCUCUGCGGCUGGUCGGCAGCCUCCUCCAUCUCCGGGCACUCGCUCAGACUGUGCCCAGCCUGCCACUGCCAGCAGCCAAGACCCCUCCUGGCUCUCUCUGCCUCCUGCCCGCCCCCUGCUCCGGCUGCCGCUGGGCUCUGGGUGCAGAUCUCCCCUGGGACAGGCCAGUGGCAGCCGCAGCAGGAAUCAGACGGUUCUAAUAAAGCGCCUGGA